Messenger RNA from Achroia grisella, 1410 nucleotides. RefSeq names its product putative phosphatidate phosphatase. Gene Ontology annotation, biological process: signal transduction; phospholipid metabolic process; phospholipid dephosphorylation. The record is from RefSeq and is a predicted model, not a curated record. The transcript is spliced from 6 exons. NCBI's taxonomy places the organism in Eukaryota, Metazoa, Arthropoda, Insecta, Lepidoptera, Pyralidae. Bases 68 to 925 code for a protein of 285 amino acids. Gene Ontology annotation, molecular function: phosphatidate phosphatase activity.
UGGCUCAGACAUUAGUGCUCAUAGCUACUGUGAAAGUCGAUACAUACUGUCAUACAACUCAUACACAAUGUCUAGGAGAGACGCCUCUGUUCAUCUACUUAGGAAGAUUGUGUUGGAUUUGCUUUUAUUGUCUGGAUUGGUUGGAUGCAUUGUUAUAACGAACUUUCUAUGGCAUCCGUUCGCUCGCGGAUUCUUCUGUGGCGAUGAAAGUCUUAUGUUUCCAUACAAGAAAGACACUGUAUCCAGCAGCAUGCUGAGAUUAGUCGGCCUUGGAUUGCCUAUGUUAACAAUGAUGAUCUGCGAGUUUGUUCUACUAAGGAAGGAACAGGAUGAUGUGGUAUGUUUCGGAAUUCGCAUCCCCGCCUGGAUCAGAGGAAUAUAUUGCGCGCUAGCAUCGUUUGGAUUGGGUGUUUGUUUCGUCGAACUGACCGCCAAUAUUGCUAAGAAUACUAUUGGAAGACCACGUCCUCAUUUCUUUGAUGUAUGUCAACCGUCGAUAGACUGCAACUCAGCAGAAUGGCGGAACCGGUACAUCCAGUCUCAUGAGUACCACUGCACUGGUAACAAGACAGAGCUGUUCAAGGACAUGAGGAUGUCAUUCCUGAGUGGUCACUCCUCGUGGGCCGCUUACACUAUGGUGUACUUAGCGCUAUAUUUAGAAAACCGCAUGGUCUGGAGUGGAACUCGGGUGUUGCGUCAUACUCUUCAGUUCUCCGCCAUCAUGCUGAGCUGGUUCACCGCUCUGUCCAGGGUCUCUGAUUACAAGCACCACUGGAGCGACGUACUGGCUGGCUACUUCAUGGGUCUAUCUGCUGCCAUCAUAAUGUGGAGUUGGGGAACCGAUCUAAUCCAGAAAAAGAAGCAUCAUAAAUCACUACCGCAACAUGACAUUACGCUAAAUAUACAAAAUAACGACAUUCUAUAAUACCAAAUGACAGUAUUAUAAUAGUUAUGCUAUUAUAAUACUUACCUAUUUCAUGUACCUAAGUUACUUUAAAUUCAUAGUUAUAAGUAUUUUAAUUGUGUUAGGUGUUAUUACAAUAAAAAAUAAGUUAAUUAUAUUCUCAAUACAAGUGUAGUAAGUAAUACUGUGAGUUCUUAGUUACGAAAGUAAACUAUUUAAAACUUAGUUAUAAAAUAAAUUACUAUGAAAAUAGUUAUUAACUUACUUGUUAUGAAAACUAAAGUACUGCUUGUUAAAUUAAAGAUGUAAAUAAACUAAUAAAAUUUUAAAGAUAAAUAAAGAGAAAAUAAAUGACCUGAAACUUAGUUAAAAAACAAGUUCAUAAAACUCACUAACUUGUUAUGAAAACUAAAAUACUAUCAUGUUAAAUAGUGUCUUUACGUUAACAAACUAAUAAAAAAUGAAAUAUAAGUAAUAAAGAGAUAGUUUAUUAUCAUUUUUAUUUG